AUGGACCGCGAGCAGCAGGGGCAGCAGCAGCAGCAAUACCGGGGCUAUCGCGGCGAUGCAGCAGGAGCGGCAACGGCGCACGAGGUCGGAGUGCGAUUGAGACGGCUCUUCUCGGCGGUGCGGAAUGCCAGGGCUGUCGGGGAUUGCGGCCUGUUCGAGGACUCCGAAGGCCUCGGAGGGUGGGGGGCGGGGUGGUUCCUGUCAAGGUUUAUAAACCAGGCCAGGCAGGCGAUGGCAGCGCUCGGCGGCGCUUUGCAUGACCCCCCCGCCGUGGCGCGUUGCCUCUCUGCUGCCGAGGCUCUGUUGUCCGGUGACACUGGCGGGCGGUGGGUCAUGCCAGACUCCUUACCGUCCUCCUCGAUCUAUCAGGUGCGGAGUUCGGAUUUGCAGUCCAACAAGCCCAUUGCUGUUGCGCUCGGCACCGGCAUCGCUUCCGAGCUGGACCUAGCCUACUGGCACGCGCGCUACACCGCGGCCUCGCGUUUCGACGCCGGCGGCGUUACGGCUGACACGGAAUCCUCGUCGCAGCAUGUUGUCCCUCCUCCCGAGGUGUACUUUGUCGGCCUAGCGUUCCACGUGCCUACCGUCGCGGAAGUGCGAGCGUCGGCCGUGUUGGGCAACAACCCGGCUCUCCUACGAGUGUUGGUGGACGUUUUCGACCUCCCCGUGGGUGACGGCGGGGCACAGCGACAUGCGAACAGAGGCACGUGUCGGUUACCCUCAAGAAGCAGCGGCGGCGGCGGCGGCAGCGGCGGCGGCGAGAUACGGCUCCCCGUUUUGGAAAACCCCCUCCUGGCCGUGGCUCAGUCCGCGUGGCUCGAGACCGCCGUCUGCGCCAGCGCUAAGUCGUGGGUUCCCCACUUCCCUCUCCGGUUUGGCGACAACGAAGGCACGAUGCGCGGCUCGGACCCAGGCUUACCACCUCCUAUUCGGUUACGGUGCGACGUGACCAGGGAUUGGUCGGCGAGAUUGCUCGCCUUCGCUGUCCCCAACAGACGCGCGCUGGACGCGUGCAAACGCGCGCUCGACGCGUGCGGGGUCGGGGGUGGAAGGGGCCAGGAGGGAGGGUCAGGAGGGAUUGUGGAGGUGGGGGCAGGGUUGGGGUACUGGAAGUGGGUGCUAGAAGGCCGAGGACCAUUCUCAGGUGGCUGGGGUGGGGACGGGGGCGGCGACGGUGGCGGUACAAGCAGGGGGGUAAGUUUAUAUCUGGGUAAAGCCGGCAGGACACUCUCUAGUGGAAAUGCAAAGGAAGCUGCGCCGCUGAAGUUCCUCGCCAUUGACAAGGACCCGUCGAGGGUCCCUGGCGGGACCGGAGUCUCCGCUGCCUCCGCCGCCUCCGUUGCUGGUGGAAUCGAUCGGGAGCGAGAGCGAGGGAGAGGUACCGGCAACGGAGGGCGGAGGGGACGGAAAAAACGACCAAAACGAGAAGGGAGUCUAGGAGGGCGACACGGCGAAGGACAAUUGGAGCGCCCUACGCACAACGAAUACCACGGAGGCGCGCCCGCCUGGGCGGUGGUUGAACAGGGUGGCCCGGAACAGCUGCAGGCGUUGAGCUCGGCCGCUUACCCGGUGCUCCUCUUGUGCUACCCUCCGCCUUCCGUCGGUGUGGGGGCCGGGGCGAGCGGCUGCAUGGGCGCGGACGCCCUGGCGAGAUUUUCCGGGAAGGUCUUGCUGUACAUCGGGGAAGUCGGGGGCGACACCGGUAGCCCUCGGUUCGAGGCGGCCCUGCGGGCGGGGUGGGACUUGGUCGAGGAGGUGGAACUCCCGUGCUUCUCCUCCACGGCCAACCAGCUCAUGGUGUUCGCCAGGAAGGGCGCUUUCUCCUCUGGAGGGGGCGUGUCUGCGUCUACCGCUGGAUCUAGCAAGAAACGAACAGACGCCGGCGCUGCCGCAGGAAGGCUCGACACACCGGGCAAGGAUGCAUGCCCCAAUGGUGACGCUGGAGGCGGCGGCGGGGGCCCGGGCAUGGCGAUGUACCGCUGCUUGGGGUGUGGGGCGAAGGCGGCGACGGAAGGUGGUGUGCGGCUUCACCGCUGCCGCUUGACGCGAUCUGUCAGCUUCUGUUCUGAGAAGUGUCUGACUCUCGACGCCGAAAGGUGGCGGGCGAACCUCGAGGCGCGGCACGUUCAUUUGGCGCCUGGGACCGCCGUCGAGGUGGCGAAGCAAAGUGGAAAGUACGGCGGCGUGUUUCGCGACAAGAAACUCUUCAAGCGGCUAGCGUGAAAAGUCAGUCUUUCUCGCAUGGUAGGUAACAACGCCGCCGUUGUUUUGUUAUCCUCUCGGCAAAUCCUUGUGUGUGCGGAUAGGUCACGGAGUUUUCCUGCUCUCCUCUCUGGGUAGAUGAGCUCCGGAUCGGUAAGAUUCCAUUUCCUGUCAGCUAGCGUUUCCCUGACUGCCUCCGCGGGGACACGGCGUCAGCUGUUAAGGUGCGCCCUGCAGAGUUGGAACUUCGCUUCACGGACAGAUGUACUCUUCCAGUUUUUUUCGAGGGUUCGAUUUGUUGGACAUCGCUUCUCCUGACUUGCCAAAACCAACCGUCUGGGAUCAAUCAAUGGAGUGCGCGUCCCGCU
This is a messenger RNA of Ectocarpus sp. CCAP 1310/34, 2570 nucleotides long. The record is from the annotation of a GenBank genome assembly. NCBI's taxonomy places the organism in Eukaryota, Phaeophyceae, Ectocarpales, Ectocarpaceae.